CAGGCCACGUCCUCUAGAUGAUCCUGCUACAAUAUUCAGAAAAAGAGCUGACUGUCUGGAGACCGGUACUGAAAGUGGAGAGAAGAUUAUGAUGAUGGAAUCUGAUGGUUCUCCUUCUGCAGAGGUAUGCCAUAAAGCCUCAGAAGCUGACCAACUAAGUGAACUUGGCAAGAAAAUGUUGCAACAAGAGUCCCUGUGUAAAAGUAUGGUGCUCAGUAUCUACACUGCAUUUUUAUGGAACGACACACAGACAUGUAUUAAAACGCUUAACAUAUGCUGGCCAAUAUUUCUACAGAUUGUAGAAAGAACCCUUCUUCCAUGUGCAGCUAACUGGUUGUUUACGUGUUUAUUGCAAGGCCUUCAAAUUCAUGGGCAACAUGAAGCAUGUAUGGCUUGGCUUAUUCAGAGGACAUUUCAACAUUAUGAAAUCUUGCGACCCAAGUUUGAUACACUACGGGAGGUGAUGUUGCAGAUACCAGGAGUCACAAUGGAGUCACUUGAGAUAUUUGAUCGUCGUUUUGUAUUCAGUUCCGAUACUAGAAAAACAACCAGUGAUAAAAGUAGAAGGGAUCACUUUAAGAAGCUCAUCAGUGGAAUCAUAGGGAAGCAUAUUGGGCAAAAGUUCAAACGGGAAGUGAUCAUCAAGAAUCUGGAGCCACUGAAUAAACCGUUGAAGAAUAGAGACACUGUUGGACCUGAAGUGGAUGAUGAUCUUGCACUAGUUGCCUUAUUCGCUAAGGAUUCUUAAAACUUGAGGAACUUUUGCCGACUGCAAGAGCAGCAAGUGUUUCAGUUGCAUUUCGGCGCUCGUGCCGCAAAUUAAGUUUAUGCUUAAUUGAGUAGGUGAGAUUGCACAUUAAACUUGUCCUUUUUUAAUGAUGAUGCCAAGAAUAACUUGAGUCAAUGGCAUAUAAUUGUCACAAACCACGAUAAUCUCUAAUUUGAAGAUGACACAACAAUUUUUAAUAUUCAAAGUAUAGUAAAAACGUUGACAAACAAAAUAAUGGGGGAUACAACAUUGAUAAAUUAAUAAGUAUCAAGUAUUUUUGAACUGUCAUUUCAAUUAAUUUUAAACACAUUUCCAGCUAAAAAUAAUUAUGAGCUGUAUGAAAGAAAAAAAUGAGGAGGGGGCGGUUGAACAAAGACAAAUUGCAAAGCGAAACUUUAAUCUACCUGUUACUUCAAAUACAUCACGCAUUUGAUUUGACACGGUAAAUUCAUUUGGUCAAACUGAAUCAGUUUAUUAUGUAAUCGUUGAAGUUGUGACCUCAAGUUUUGAGUACAACUGUUCUGCAGCUUCACUGUUUUUAUAAUCUUGUGUAUUUUUUCAUUAAUGGUUUUCCUAAUUUAAAUGUAUCUUUCUGCUUCAAAAUUUUGACGGUUUUAGUUACUAUUAUUAUUUUAGGUCUUGUUACAGACAAAUUGCCAAAACAGGCACACCUCUUCACUAUGUAUCUUCUGUCACAAUAGUAUACAUGUAUUCAAUUAUGACACGCAAAUUUGUCCAAUGUUAGUUUCAUUGAAGCAAUGUUUUCAUUGCGAACAAAUGUUUUGAAUUAAUUGAAAACUAAUGUAAAGUAUAUGGCAAGCUCGUGGGGUCGAUUCCUUAUUCUCUGAAUCUGUAAAAAUUCCGAAAUCACUGUUUGAUUUUACCGAGAUUAAUUAAGUAAAACAUCAAAUUGCUUA
Molecule: messenger RNA, 1686 nt
Organism: Asterias rubens (European starfish)
Lineage: Eukaryota; Metazoa; Echinodermata; Asteroidea; Forcipulatida; Asteriidae
Product: exportin-5-like
Exons: 6
Coding region: 89-748 (219 amino acids)
Source: RefSeq, a predicted model, not a curated record